AUGGGGAUCCAACAAAAACAGAGGUCAACCCUGCAAGAACUGCUAGAGUUCCAGCCGGGGUGGAAUGCUCUUGAGAAGGCGGCCUACACAAAGCUCCCCCCUCCUCCACCCACCCAAACCCUCCGAGCUGACCUUGCUGACCAUAAGAGGAAGAGGGAGGAAUGGGCCAUCCAAGCCACAUUUAGGGCCAAGGAGACAGUGAAUUAUUCCCAUCGAAAAAUGAAGGAAGAAGAAGGGAGAAGGAUAGCAGCCAUGGAUGCCUUCCACGUAGCCGAAAAAAUUAAUCAAGAGCUCAAAAGAAAGUUGCUAGAAGAGGAGAGGGAAAGGAAAAGUGCUGUAGCUGCCCUAGACAAUAUUGAAAGGCAAGCUGAAGGCCAACGGGUGCUUCUUUGCAAUGUCAAGGAUCAGCUAGUCGCCUCCAAAAAGCAUAUCAUUGCCUUGAAGAAAAAAUUGGAGGAGGUCGAAAAGGCCAAGGAUCAAGCAAAAAAGGCCCGAGAGGAGGCAAAGAAAGCUAGGGAGGAGGCCGAGCAACAAGGGUAUGACAUCGGAGUGGCUGACACCAAGGAAGCCCUUAGAGCUGAGGUCUUGGGGGUAUAUAGGACCUAUUGCCUCCAAGUAGACACCCCUCUCGAGGUUGCAGAUCUCGAAAAGAGGAGCCCUAACGAGGUCCCUCCCUCCUCUAGCAGCCUUCCAAAAGUGGCUGAGCAACCUGGGGUGAAUGGAAAAGGCGCCGAGGUGACUAAGGGAUUGGCCCCUAAUGCCACCAAGCCCUCAGUUGCUCCCCAGGAUCCCACCAGAGAUAAAGAGGCACCCAAGAUGGAGAUUAUUCUUGCAACUCUUCCAAUACCCGCCAAAGGUGACCCCAAAGGCACAGACUAG
Messenger RNA from Quercus lobata, 879 nucleotides. RefSeq lists its product as uncharacterized. The transcript has 3 exons. The coding region runs from base 1 to 879 and encodes 292 amino acids. NCBI's taxonomy places the organism in Eukaryota, Viridiplantae, Streptophyta, Magnoliopsida, Fagales, Fagaceae. The record is from RefSeq and is a predicted model, not a curated record.